This is a messenger RNA of Brugia malayi, 936 nucleotides long. RefSeq lists its product as uncharacterized. Gene Ontology annotation, molecular function: GTPase activator activity. Lineage: Eukaryota; Metazoa; Nematoda; Chromadorea; Rhabditida; Onchocercidae. The record is from RefSeq and is a predicted model, not a curated record. Bases 1 to 936 code for a protein of 311 amino acids. Gene Ontology annotation, biological process: negative regulation of TOR signaling; activation of GTPase activity. The transcript has 7 exons.
AUGGAUCGGUCGAGUAAUUUCCGUACCAAUUUUGUUGGUCGUAUGGUUGGUGACAAAGCGGAAUGUAGUCGAUUUCAGAUUGAAGAACAAGUCCUACGCGAAGAUUCUGAUGUUGAUUUGACAAAAUUAGCACAGUUCGCAUUCAAGCAUUAUGUGCCGAAGAUUCACCGUGUACCAAUUUGGAAAUUGUUGCUGAGAGUAUCCUCAACUGCACCGGAAGUGAGGAAGGACAUAGCAAAACAUCGGAUACAAGAAGCCGAAGUCUUAUUGUCAUCACUUUGCGCUAUGCGAUUAAGCACUUCAAGAACAAACAAUAGUAGAGAUUUAGGUAUGGACUAUCAUCCAACAGCUAUUGAUAUUGUACGAAUGAUUCAGCUCGGCGGUGAAGCUGCUAUAAUGCGCAACAAUCAACAUGCCUUAGAAAUGGAUUUUCAAGCACAGUUAGCGAUAGCCAAACAAAUGUCAAUAAUUUGUGAAUCGAAUUGGGUCGACAUUUAUUGGCUAACAAAGGUCUUUGAUGAAUUGUUAUCUCAUGUCUUUACUCAAAAGGUCCUCACUGAGGUUGUCGAUAACCUAAAAAUCCAACUUGUAAAAGCUUAUGCAGAAAUGGGCAAUUUAGAUGAACUUAUUUGGGAAAAAAUGCCAAUGAAUUUUUGGAUACGAUGUGGUGGAGCGGUUGUUUUUGAUCAUGAACCCUUGUUAAAUUUGUGGGAUAAAAUAUGCAGUUCUGCUAACUGUGGAAUAAUCAAGUUGUUAUCGACUGUGAUCUAUAAUUAUCUUAUUGAACUAAAACCGUAUUUAUCAAAAUUAGAGGUCAAUGAUUUUGCCUUAGGCAAAGGAAUCUUGUCGGUCAAAACUCAAAAUGCUAUCAUAAAAACAUCAAUUGAUGGUAUACUUCAGUCAGGAAGGUUUUGUUCCAAAAAAUAUGAAGCAUAA